Molecule: messenger RNA, 1665 nt
Organism: Ceraceosorus bombacis
Lineage: Eukaryota; Fungi; Basidiomycota; Exobasidiomycetes; Ceraceosorales; Ceraceosoraceae
Source: the annotation of a GenBank genome assembly
AUGCCGGCUAUUCACAACGCACCUCCCAAACUCGACCUCGGUCACAUGGCUUUCGAGCUGUCCACUAAGAAGGCGCUGUCGGGCCAACAGCAUUCGCAGAAGACUCAAACCACCGCGCCAACAGAAACAGACUGGCACCCAACUUCCUGGCGCUCCAAGCCUGUCACUCAAGACAUCGUCUAUCCGGACCAGGGCGCGCUCUUCAAAGCGCUCAGUAAGAUUUCGCAUCUCCCCAGCCUCGUGUCAGCCGGCGAGAUCGAGCGGGCUCGCGAAGAUUAUGCUCGAGGUGCUCGCGGCGAGGCAUUCUUCCUGCACGGCGGUGACUGCGCUGAGGGUGAGUGCUCGACCAAGGCGACGGCCGUAUCUGCCAGUACUAGAAAUCCAAUCGCUGACUUCAUCAACGCCCCACCCCCCCUGCGCUCAGCCUUCAACGAAUGCACGGAGGACCACAUCUCAGCGCAGCUCCGUAUCCUCUUGCAGAUGAGCUUCAUCAUCUUCAUGGGAGCCAAGACACCAGUUGUGCGCGUUGGCCGCAUUGCCGGGCAGUAUGCCAAACCCAGGAGCAAAUUGACCGAGGUUGUGGAUGGCAAAGAGUACCCCUCUUUCCGCGGCGACUCUGUCAAUGGGAUGGACCUCACCGACAGGCAACCCGACCCAGACAGGCUCGUCUCGGCGUACUUCCAUAGUUCGACGACGAUCAACUACUUGCGCAGCCUCAGCAGCGAGCAACAGCUACUCGACGCCGCCAUCAAGGAAUUGGACUUCGACGCCGACUCUAUCGACAGCGAGAUUCUGCGCGUCAAGGCUCAUCAAGUCCACUCGCGCAUCGAGGAUGCGCUGCUGCUGUAUGCGUCUUCCGCGCGUAACGGCGACAAGGCUAGCUCUCGCACCCUGGACCACUUGUCACGAGCCAUGGGCAGCGAAAUGCUGUGGACCUCUCAUGAAGCCCUCAACCUUUCGCUGGAAGAGGCCAGUGUUCGUAGCGUGGUUGACCCUGUCACCGGAGCCACUCACCAUUACGACUCUUCCGCGCAUAUGAUUUGGACAGGCGAGCGUACGCGUCAAUUGGAGGGAGGGCACAUCGAGUUCAUGCGCGGACUGCGAAACCCAAUCGGCUGCAAGAUUGGCCCGACUAUGCAACCCGACGAAUUGGUCGCUCUGCUGAACAAGCUGGACCCCGACUAUCAGGAUGGCCGGGUAACUCUCAUUACGCGGCUGGGUGUGGACAAGGUCGAUCGUUUCCUUCCUCCCCUCAUCGAUGCUGUUCAGGCAUCUGGGCACCGUCCCCUCUGGCUGUGCGACCCAUGCCACGGCAACGGAAAGACUACGGCGACGGGCAUCAAAACGAGAGACUUUGCAGACAUCUUUGGCGAGAUCGAGAAGAGCAUCAGCGUUCACAAUGCCAUGCACAACCCGCUCGGUGGGUUGCACCUCGAGCUGACGGGUGACAAGGUCACCGAGUGUACGGGCGGGUGCAUUCCACUAGGCGAGGAUCAGCUGGGUUCUGCGUACAAAACCCUUUGUGAUCCUAGGCUUAGCGCAGAGCAGAGUCUUCACCUGGCUCUUUUGGUCAGCAGACGACUCGAGGGAGAUAAUCUUCAUGCCCACCUCAGCUCGGCGCCUGUCUCAGCUGCCUCCUCGGCGCCCGGUUCCCCUGGCAAGUAA